AUCAGCUGUUUGUGUACAAUUUUUAUUAAUUUGUUAUGAUUGAAAAUAUUAAAACUUAACGUGAAUGGUGAAUCGAACGAGUGUGAAAUUAACAUAAUUUUUGUAGUGGUCGGUGAGUUGUAUACAUGAAUUAUUGAACGGGAGGGUUUUUAUUUAAAAUUCAUCGAUUUCUAUGAAAAAAAUGGUGAUUUUUUAUACCAAAAGUGUUCAGUUAGGCCCAAUUAUAACUGGUGAUCGGUUAUUUUCAUAAACUUUUACGUAAAAUCAUGCUAAACUCCGACGUUAAUUCAUUCGUGAGAGUCGCCUCUAUGUCUGUCGUCAUGACGACCAUCUCAGUGUCCAAUUCCACAGAUUCGUUUCUUUUAAAAAAUAGUAAAUUAUAGUAGAUGAAAAAAUGGACGAGCCGCCGGUUACUGACGAAAAUUGCGAUACAAAUAUUAGUCCAACGUCCGAAGACGUGGACGAAGAUUCCUGUCAGUUUUUAAAAUGCACCCCCAAGGAAAACCCUCCUCCCUAUCACGACCCCCUGAUUGAAGGCGAGGAUAUUCCGGGGCACGUUUCUCUGAGAAGGACCCCCAACAGUCAAAUUCAUUCAAAUGGGAAUCAAGCCUGCCUUGGAAAGAUAUUUGUCAAACAAACCGAAAACGGAAGUUGGCUGCUUCGAUGGGACGUGGAACGACAAACUGAAGAGGAUUUCAUAGCACUCUGUUAUGAAGAUUGCGGAUCUGCGGAGGAGUGCCUUGCGAGGCAACAAGUCCGGGGGCAGGAACAGAGUACCAUGUGGCUUCUGGAUAUACCUCAAUCGCAUCAUAAUGAUUGUGAAAAACUGUUAUGCUUUCGCUACUACGACAGUACCACCUUAGACUACCUCGCUCAGUCGGAUCCCCUCAUCAUCAAACACCCCGUAGACAAAUUGAAAAAGUUCAUAAAAAGCCGCAGACAGAAAUCUAAUGGCAUCGAAAACUGUGCCUUCCAGGACGAGUGUGACCAACAGCAGCAGGUCAAAAUAUCCGACUCGUUGGAGGAUUUGGAGAACGGAAAGGACGAAAUUCUCUCAGGGGUCAAGAAAAAAUCGCCAAACGGGUUGAGCAUGGAGAUUAUGGGAGGUACGAAGAAGAAGAUCAAGGCGAAGCCGAAUACAAAAGUUCCUGGAAAGGAUUACUAUCAGAUUUGGAAUGCUUCAACGUCGCCUUCUCCAGAAGCUGAAGAAAACGCUUGCGGUAUGGACUUCACCACCGAGCCAAUCGCCCCACCUUUACCCCCACGUGCCCUCCACCGACCUCUGGAGAGGUCCCACGCGUUGAUCACCACCACCACUUUCAGUCCGCCUGCCGUGCUCAGGCAGAACAAGCCCAAGAAUAUACAAAAGUUGGAAGAUACAUUCGGCUUCGAACUCAUAGACACCGACGAAGAAUACAAAUCCUUCAGCACGGCUUCCACGACUUCGUCACUUUCCGACGCUGAGGUAGCAUCGACUCCCAGUCAUAAAAUGAAGGCCGCCUUGAUCGAGAACGGCAAGAAGCUCAUCGGUUGUGAUAACUAUAUAACUACGGUUUUAAGUAAAAAUUCUAGUCCACAAAAUAAUGCUCACUCACUAUUAGAAAAUAAGGACAGUCAAAGUUCGACUAUAUCAACACAAAGUAGCGGAUCCGCUGACAUGGUCGAUGGAGAAGUUAACAGCGAUUUAGCUGGUAAACCACACAAACCCCUGACGAGGGUAGUCCCGGAAGCAGAAGAAACCAAUACAAUUGAAGAAAUUUCUCAUACUCCCCUUCAUAGGCCCAGAGUGGAAACUAAAGAGAUGAGUAGGCCUCAUCCAAAGGCGCUUCAGAGGGUGGCAGCUGCUUCAAAUAGUCUAGUCCACAUACCAGUAUGUCCUCCAACGCCAACACACCAUUCUAGGAAAACAAGGACACCAGAACUGAAACCUCCCAAUCUGAAAUCGGCAGAACCGCCUGAUUUUCCACUAGAAGGCCAAGAAGUCCAACCCGCCCCUGAAGUUAAAAAGGCCAACAGAAGACCUUUGCUUACACGUGAUUGGUGCGGGACUAGCACACAAAUGGACGAUACUGAAAACCUUAUGGUGCGACUGAUUGCUAUGUCGGAACCGACGAAUGUGGAUAAAGAUGUAACUAGGGGGAGAUCAGAAACUAAUGGCGAAGCUAGUGGAGGGGUACCUCUUCCCCUCCAGAGGUUGAGUACCACAAGAUUACCGUCCAUCCCAGAGAGGGGCCAUCGAGGUGUGAACGUUCCAGAAGCCGCUGCAGAAGAAGAACCCUUACCACCAUCCUGGGAAGCAAGAAUGGACAGUCACGGCAGAGUAUUCUAUAUUGAUCAUGCGACUCGAACAACAUCCUGGACAAGGCCAGGGGGGAACACGAGUGCAAACAUGGGUGGUGCAGGGGCUGAACAACACAGAAGACAGCUCGACAGAAGAUAUCAGAGCAUCAGGAGAACUAUAAGUUCGCAUAGAGUAGAUGUAGUUGAUUGUCCUACGGCGCCACCUGGUUGUAGGUUGCUGACAAGGCCGGAUUUUUUCACCAUCCUGCAUAUGAAUCAUGAAGCACUUGCUUUAUACAACAGAAAUCCCACCCUGAAACAUAUGAUAGUGAGAAUACGUAGGGAUGCAAGUAUGUUUGAAAAAUAUCAGCAUAAUAAGGAAUUAGUCUCUCUAGUCAAUUUAUUUGCCGACACCACCCAAGAUCUACCUAGUGGCUGGGAUACUAAGAAAGACAGAAAUGCUAAGCAAUUCUUCAUUGAUCAUACUAACAAGAAAACUACUUAUAUGGACCCGAGGAUACCUCUUGAAACGUGCCCGAGAAGGGUUUCUGAAGAUGGUCAAGCUCCCGUUCCUCCACCCCGUCCAACGACAACAACCUCAAAUUCCAGUAGCAUCAUUGAUCUUCCGGUGGCCUACAGUGACAAAGUCGUAGCCUUUCUCAGGCAGCCUAACAUUUUUGACAUUUUGAAGGAGAGACAUUCACCAGUAGGAAAUUGCUCAUCUAUCAGGGAGAAAAUCAAUGCUGUGCGAGUCGAUGGUACCACUGCCUUGGAUAGGUUGAGCCACGAUAUUCAUCUUACGAUUUUACUGAGCCUCUUCGAGCAGGAGAUUAUGUCUUAUGUUCCUGCGGUUACUGUAGACACCAGGGCGAACACUACUACUAGAAGUCCCAGGGGUUCCCCCCAGCCAUCUCCCAUUGCAUCGCCGGGCUUGAGUAGGCAUCGGGUACCUGCCCCCCACAAAAGAGAUUUUGAGGCGAAGCUGAGGAACUUCUACAGAAAAUUAGAAAGCAAAGGAUAUGGACAGGGACCCGGAAAGUUCAAGUUACAUAUCAGGAGAGAACAUCUUCUGGAAGACGCUUUCAGGCGUAUCAUGUCUGCCAACAAAAAAGAACUGCAGAAGGGAAAGCUUUGCGUUGUAUGGGACAAUGAAGAAGGUCUCGAUUAUGGCGGUCCUUCUAGGGAGUUUUUCUUUUUGCUUUCAAGAGAGCUUUUCAAUCCGUAUUAUGGUCUCUUCGAAUAUUCUGCCAAUGAUACUUAUACCGUUCAGAUCUCACCGAUGUCUGCCUUUGUUGACAACUACCACGAUUGGUUCAGGUUUAGUGGUAGAGUAUUAGGUUUGGCUCUGGUGCAUCAGUACCUUUUAGACGCUUUCUUCACCAGGCCGUUCUAUAAAGCGUUGCUUCGCUUACCCGUAGCUUUGUCAGAUUUGGAAAGCUUGGACUUUGAAUUCCACCAGUCUUUACAGUGGAUAAGAGAACAUGACGUUUCUCUUCAGGGGGAGCUGGAACUGACGUUUGCUGUCACCGAAGAAGUUUUCGGACAAGUCUUAGAAAGGGAACUCAAGCCUGGAGGACGGAAUGUUCCUGUUACGGAGAAAAAUAAGAAGGAAUAUUUGGAGAGGAUAGUCAGAUGGAGAUUAGAAAGAGGAGUGUCUGAACAGACGGAAUCUUUGGUGCGAGGCUUCUAUGAAGUCAUAGAUCCUAGGUUAGUGAGCGUCUUCGAUGCGAGAGAGCUAGAAUUGGUUAUAGCUGGUACGGCAGAAAUCGACUUGUUCGAUUGGCGACACCACACAGAGUAUAGAGGAGGAUAUCACGACCAACAUCCGGUUGUGAUGUGGUUCUGGGAAGCUAUCGAAAGAUUCAGCAACGAGCAGAGAUUGAGACUCCUCCAGUUCGUAACCGGAACAUCGAGCAUACCCUUCGAGGGCUUCGCAGCCUUGAGAGGCUCCAUAGGACCUCGUAAAUUUUGCAUCGAAAAAUGGGGCAAGCCCAACAGUCUUCCAAGGGCGCACACUUGCUUUAAUAGGCUAGAUCUACCACCCUACCCUACUAGUGGGGUUUUGUACGAGAAGCUAUUACUUGCCGUCGAAGAAACCAAUACGUUCGGCAUCGAGUAAAUGGUACUUAACAGUAAUACUUUUUGAUUUAUUUCUUUGGAAAUCUUAUUAUGAUUAGUGGGUUGUUUCCGAAUGAGUUAAUAUUUAAGUUGUUUGGAAAGAUUAGGUUCCUGCGCUUUGUUGAGCCAGUAUUAAGAUGAUGGAGUUUCGACUAUAUUUACUUACCAAAUAAUAAUUUUAAUUACCUGUACAGUUUUGUUUGGAGCCAUUCAGGUUAAGUUUGUAAAAAGUUAAUUUAUUUGUGAAUAACAUAUUUUCUGUUAUAAAUCAGUCAUAAUAUUUAUACAUUUAUUAAUGGAUGUCUGCGUGCAGGGUAUUCUAUUGAUGGUCAAUGUAAAUCGGGUCUGGUGUAUCAGCCGGUUAUGUAUAUCCUAAUAAUAUAUUUUCGCUGUAUGAAUUUAAAUUAUUUCAUAACUUAGGUCAGAUUUUGAUAUUGUUGUAUUAAUUUAUUUCAUGUUUAGUUUUAAUAAGUUACCAAUGAUUAUUCUGUUUAAGUAGUAUAGCAUGUUCAAGUUAAUAAUGUUGUGAUUUCUUUAAUUCUAGUCAGUAAAUAAUAUAUAUUCAGUUACUUGCACAAACGCCGUUUUCGUUGUGGAAAUAUUAAGAUCACGGCCAUUUUGGUGAUUUUUGCAUACAUGGUUUGUAACAUUCCAGAAAAUAAAAACAUUUGUUAUGUG
Messenger RNA from Leptinotarsa decemlineata (Colorado potato beetle), 5076 nucleotides. It is a transcript of the gene Hecw, whose product is annotated as Hecw ubiquitin protein ligase. Gene Ontology annotation, molecular function: ubiquitin protein ligase activity; protein binding. NCBI's taxonomy places the organism in Eukaryota, Metazoa, Arthropoda, Insecta, Coleoptera, Chrysomelidae. Gene Ontology annotation, cellular component: cytoplasm. The record is from RefSeq and is a predicted model, not a curated record. Gene Ontology annotation, biological process: regulation of dendrite morphogenesis; protein ubiquitination; ubiquitin-dependent protein catabolic process.